AUGCUCGUCACACAGAAAAAGCGCCUAACGCUCUUGAUUUCGAUUGUCUUAGUCUUCGUGACUAUUUCCGUGGUGCUGGCAGGAGGCUGGAUAAAGCUGCCGCAUCGCUUGCAGUCAAGUGGUCUCUGGCCUCAUCGGUCCCCAAUCGACGAUAAGCCGUUCAGCAAUGAGAAACCAGGCGUACCAGAAUCUCACAUCGAACUCUUCUCGGCGUCAAACAAGAAGGGCAGAUAUUUCGAAAUCUCAUUCGGAGGUGAGGAAGCGUUGAAUCCAAGCAUUAUUCCGCAUCCAGUCUCCAAAGACGUCUGGAUAAUCACGGCUCAAAAGUCCAAGCACACGAGCGAGAACUCGGUUUGGUUUGCUGAAAUUGUUUGCAAUGCAAAGUUCAACCGCAAAGGCAUCCUCAGUUGCAUCGAUACUCCUACCAAUCUCCCUGUCGCUGCAACCGACGGGGACAACUGUGAGGGCCCCUUUGCUUUGAUGAGUCUAAAUGUCGGCCCUCACGAUGCUAGGGCAUUCUAUGGGCCACGACGCCCAUACUUGGUCUACGGCUCAAAUUCUGGGUACACAUGUUUUGGACAAUGGAUUCAAGACUUCAGAAUGCUUAUGGACUGGGAAGGUCCAUCUAUGGGGGACAUAGACUUUAAAUUCGGCACAGAGCUUCAGAGGCCAGCACCUUUCAAUGCACUCGAAAAGAAUUUUUUCGUCUUCUGGGACAAGAAUGGAGACAUAUACGUCCAUCACGAUAUGGCACCAACUCGAGCGUUUGCCCGUCUGCACUCUGACGGGUCAGUCGGACCAGAUCUUGCGCCAUUGGCUCUGCAAAACGACAACAAAUGUGUGGCAGAGUAUCUCCCAAGUAUUGCACCACACCUGGAGUCUAUCCACCAAGCGACUAAUUCGCUUUCAAUUACACUGUGUGCAAGAUCUGAUCCUUCGUGCGAGCCCGACGACUCCAACACUUUCAUCCUGACCAUUAUCCAACACAAAACCUUUUACGCUUUUCACAGCGUGUAUGAACCAUACCCUGUGCUUUUCCACCGCACUGCUCCGUUCCACAUUUUUGCCAUCUCUCGGAAACCAUUGUGGUACCAUGGACGGGCAAAGCAGGGAGAGGCCAGGAACCCAAACCUCAAAGGGAGUGCAUCAGGCCAUGCACAGCCGUGGAACCAGACGGAGAUGAUGUACACCACAUCCAUCGCCUGGAAAACUCACGGCCAGAAAUAUCACGGGUACAUAGAUGACCAGGUCUUCAUCGGUUUCGGUAUUGAGGAUAAAGGGACAGGCGGAAUUGAUGUCCCAGCGAGUGCUCUGCUCUCCGACUAUGGUCUUUGUUCUGUGCUAUAA
Molecule: messenger RNA, 1347 nt
Organism: Exophiala mesophila
Lineage: Eukaryota; Fungi; Ascomycota; Eurotiomycetes; Chaetothyriales; Herpotrichiellaceae
Exons: 1
Coding region: 1-1347 (448 amino acids)
Source: RefSeq, a predicted model, not a curated record